Molecule: messenger RNA, 1039 nt
Organism: Dicentrarchus labrax (European seabass)
Lineage: Eukaryota; Metazoa; Chordata; Actinopteri; Moronidae
Gene: gsta.1
Product: glutathione S-transferase, alpha tandem duplicate 1
Exons: 7
Coding region: 142-813 (223 amino acids)
Biological process (GO): glutathione metabolic process
Molecular function (GO): glutathione transferase activity
Source: RefSeq, a predicted model, not a curated record
AAAGCUUCAGAUGUUUUUCCCCAUUUCCCCCCCCGCCUCAUCUACAAUAUUAUAUAACGACUUCAACUUUUCUUUCCCACUUCCACCCUAAGUCCUCCAGCUGCAGAUUCAGAGAUUUAAAGUCUCACAAUAUUUAAAAACAUGGCUGGAAAAGUUGUGCUGCACUAUUUCAAUGGGAGAGGGAAAAUGGAGUCAAUCCGGUGGCUGCUGACAGUUGCAGAAGUUGAGUUUGACGAGGUGUAUCUGUCAACUCGUGAGCAGUAUGAAAAACUCCUGAGUGAUGGAGAUCUCAUGUUCCAACAAGUUCCCAUGGUGGAAAUCGAUGGCAUGAAGCUUGUUCAGACAAAGGCGAUCCUGAACUACAUUGCAGAGAAGUACAAUCUCCACGGGAAAGACCUCAAAGACCGCGUCAUGAUCAACAUGUACUCGGAGGGAGUGAUAGAUCUCAUGGAAAUGAUCAUGAUUUUGCCCUUCAGCGCAGAUCCUAAACCAAAACUGGACAACAUUCAGAGUAAAGCAAAAGAGCGCUACCUCCCAGUGUUUGAAAAGGCGCUGUCUGGGCCCAUAUACCUGGUGGGAGGUAAACUGAGCUGUGCAGAUGUGCAGCUGCUCGAGUGCACCCUGAUGUUGGAGGAGAAAUUCCCAGGAAUCCUCGCCGACUUCCCCAACGUGAAGUCUUUCCAGGGCAGGAUGACCCGGAUUCCCGCCAUCAGCAGGUUCCUGCAGCCCGGCAGCAAGAGGAAGUCCCAGCCAGAUGAAACCUACACAAAGACCAUCAUGGAGGUGUUCAAAAUCAAAAUACCAUUCCCAUAAACUCUGGUGCAUUCCUCACAUUGGCAGUAUGAGCGAUUCAUUACGCAAGCCUAGCCUGUACACCAUGUGGAUCGAUUAUAUCUGCCGGUUUAUGUUAAGAUGAAUACUGCACUAUCUAGAACAAAAUAAAAUUUAGCAUGAAAGGAGUCAUUACGUAACAUGUGUGAGUGAUUUUUUAAUGUGAACGUUUUACUAAAUAAAGUGUUUAUUUUUGAGGAUCAUUCGA